AUGCAGCCCAUGCCACUGCUUCUGAGGCAGUCGCUUAGGUCAUCUGCUAACUUUGCGAGGACUUCGCUCUCGAUACGGCCACAGUUUUUACCCGCCGCUGGGCCGAACAUUCGACCUGCGCGAGAUAUACAGCGGAGCUUAUCGGUCUGUGUACGAUGUCAAUUCAGGGCGCAAUCACCAUUAUAUUCAUCUCCUGAGAAAGGCACAUCAAAAGACGACGCAGCUACUCAGCAGUCAAAGGAUGCAAACUCAACGCCGACGCCCGGCGAUGAAUCGCCAAAGGUAGAGCCGGAUGCAGAAACCCAACGGCCUUCUCCGGCCGCAGGAGAACAGGAGACUUUACAAGGGUUCGACCAAGAUGCAAAGAACGAACCGAAGCGUGAACCAGCAGAGAAGAAGGGACUACCUUCGUAUCUGGAAGAACGCCGGUCACAAUUGUCCAAACAAUUUACCGAGAUGAUGGACAACCUCCAAUCCAACGUUUUCGUGGCGGGCCAGCGAUUAAACGAUCUGACAGGCUACUCUGCCAUUGAGGCACUCAAGAAAGACAUACAAUUGCAAGAGGAACGACUCCGAGCAGCCCGUCAACGGGUCCGAGAAGCCAAAGAUGCCUACGCGGCAGCAAUAAACCGACGCUCUGCCUCGCAGCGCGAAGUCAACGAGCUUCUCCAGCGGAAACACGCCUGGUCUGCCGCAGAUCUCGAGAGAUUCACCCACCUUUACCGCAACGAUCACACCAACGAAGUGGCUGAGAUGGAGACCCAGGAUGCCCUGUCUGCCGCGGAACGAGAGUCCGAAGAGGCGGCCGCGCAAUUGAGCAAGAGCAUCCUCUCGCGCUAUCACGAGGAACAAGUCUGGUCGGAUAAGAUUCGUCGAAUGAGUACAUGGGGUACUUGGGGUCUGAUGGGCGUUAACGUUCUCCUCUUCCUUAUCUUCCAAAUUGCCGUCGAGCCAUGGCGUCGCAAACGACUCGUGAAGGGCUUCGAAGAGAAGGUCAUCGAGGCUAUCGAGAAGGAGAAAGCCAUCAACCAUAUCGAGAUAUUGAAACCUCAACCUGCUCUUACAUCGACGUCGCCCUCCUCGGAGGAAGCAGCGGAGCAAACAACUACUUCAACAACCUCUGAAGUCACUCCAACCAGCGAUGAAAACACCCCAGCCGCCACGGAUGAAGCUAUCACAUCCGAACCUGUUGUCUGGGACUCCGAUCCUACACCCACCAUCGCCACAAACAUAACCCAUGAAACCGCAACAGAAACGACAGAGGACAGCGCUCCCAAGCACGCUAUGGUCAAUGUCGUCGAACCCCGCAAAUCUCACCUCUCCCGCAUUCUUCCUCCUCUUCCUCCUACCUCCCUUGACUCAUGGCGACAAACUCUCAAUGAGCUAUUCAGCGAUCGCAGUAUGGCCAUUACACAGCGAGAUCUGACCACUGUCGCUCUUCAGAGCGCUGCUGCGGGUGCAGCGAUCAUGGGUCUAGUGAUUGCUUUGAUUCGGCCCCGAUGA
Molecule: messenger RNA, 1503 nt
Organism: Aspergillus lentulus
Lineage: Eukaryota; Fungi; Ascomycota; Eurotiomycetes; Eurotiales; Aspergillaceae
Source: RefSeq, a predicted model, not a curated record